This is a messenger RNA of Strongylocentrotus purpuratus (purple sea urchin), 1961 nucleotides long. RefSeq names its product N-alpha-acetyltransferase 11. The coding region runs from base 112 to 912 and encodes 266 amino acids. The record is from RefSeq and is a predicted model, not a curated record. Gene Ontology annotation, molecular function: protein N-terminal-serine acetyltransferase activity; protein-N-terminal-glutamate acetyltransferase activity. Gene Ontology annotation, biological process: N-terminal peptidyl-glutamic acid acetylation. The transcript has 7 exons. Gene Ontology annotation, cellular component: NatA complex. NCBI's taxonomy places the organism in Eukaryota, Metazoa, Echinodermata, Echinoidea, Camarodonta, Strongylocentrotidae.
GUUCGUUCGAUCCGCUCGACGACACAAACGUGGAAUUCUGACCCCAAUACUCUGCAGAAUCUAGCAUUUUUUGUUGUUUUGCCGCCGUAGGUUCUCAAUUUAGACUCAAUUAUGAAUAUAAGAUGUGCGAAGCCGGAGGACCUGAUAAACAUGCAGCACUGCAAUCUACUGUGUCUGCCAGAGAACUACCAGAUGAAGUACUACUUCUACCAUGGGCUGUCCUGGCCUCAGCUCUCAUAUGUAGCAGAAGAUGAUGAUGGCAAAAUUGUCGGAUAUGUGCUGGCUAAAAUGGAGGAGGAUCCUGAUGAAGUACCCCAUGGUCAUAUUACAUCACUGGCUGUCAAGAGAUCUCAUCGUAGACUUGGUCUAGCACAGAAACUCAUGAAUCAGGCAUCGUUAGCUAUGACUGAAUGCUUCAAUGCUAAAUAUGUUUCAUUGCAUGUCAGAAAAAGCAACCGUGCCGCUCUCCACUUGUACCAGAACACACUCAAAUUUACGACCAACGAUAUAGAACCCAAAUACUAUGCAGAUGGUGAGGAUGCCUAUGCCAUGAAGCGAGAUCUAACAACCUUUGGAAACAAGAAAAACAGUGUUGAAGACGUAGGGAAGGUACUGGAGAAGAUGACAGUGGAGGUGAGUGGAGAGCAAGAGGAUACGGCCGAAGGGGCAUCGGGGGAUGGCACCCCCUCUCCACCCUCGGGGGUAGCAGAGAGGCUCCUGCAAGGAAUGGAGAAACAGAAAGAAGGAGAGAAGAAGUCAUCUCAACAAGGGAAAGGGGGCAAGGAUGAGGGCGGUAGUGGGGGCGGGGUGGGUAAAGGAAGCGGGGAACAUCCACCCAAAACAGGAAGAGAAUCUAAGAAGAGUAGAAAGAAGGCCAGGGAGGCAGCUGCAAGGGCUGAAGAAAAGUCGUGAGAGAAGAGAAUGCCCAAUUUCUUUACAUGUAGCAUUUCUUUUUAGUUAAAUUAUCGCUUUCUGUGAUUGCCUAAGUAUUUAAGUAAUUUUGUUUAUCUCCACCUUUUUCCUGUAAUAUACAAGAGUGUGUAUUAUGGAAAUGAAUCAGUUGCUGGGAAUUUUGGAAAUGAUAUGAAAUUAUACAAUGCUGAUAAACGGUGAUUACCAAAAGUUGCAAACACCUCUUGAUAUGGGCAAGUAUUUUAUUACAUUUCAUGACAUUGGGGUCAGAAGAGCAGGUAAGCUGUGAAAAAAAAUUCACCUUUUUUUUCUCCCAAAGAAAUAUUGAAAAUAAGUGACAUAGAUGAUAUAUAGGGUUAAUACUGUUAAGAAGCUGUCUUAUAUGUUUAUAUUUUUUGAAUGCUUGAAAGCAUGAGGUUCAAGUUUAUUUAAUUCCAAUUGAAAGUACAAAGGAGGGAUUUUAUGAUCAGAGAAUAUUACAAGGUAUUGCAAACAUUGUAUAUUGUGUUUUUACAGCAAGAAAUCUGAUAAAGUACUUCUUUUAUCUUACUUACUGUAUAACAAAGUACAAUUUUAAAAUUCUGACAAUUCAGUGUUAUUUUUUCUUUAUCAUGCAAAUAGUUCACAUGCAUGCUCUUAUGUAAAUGGAAUUUCUACCUACAAAAGUGAAGAAAGAAAAACACCUAUACUGGAGGGAUAUAAACUUUUAAAUGAGAGAAGUUUUUCAAUAAAAAAACAAAUCCAACGCAUUUCGCGGGAAACAUUGAAUUCAGAAAUAAACAUGACCAAAACUAAAAAGAAAUAACCAUCUGGUAUGGGUCAUUCUUUAAUAAAACUGACAUUUAUCAAUGUUCCCCAUGUAUAGAGGCGGUCAGUGGAGUCAUGUAUUUGCAAUCAUUUACAAUGCAAUAUGCUACCAUCUGGAGAAUGUAUCAUUGAUACUCAUGUGGUAAUGUAGUAUGACAUUGUACCCAUUAUACACUUAAAUUAGGUACUGUUUAGAUAUUUGGGAGAGCAAAUAAAAGUGAAUGAAUUAAGUUUGAAGCAAA